Acytostelium subglobosum LB1 is the source of this 2028-nucleotide messenger RNA. RefSeq lists its product as hypothetical. Gene Ontology annotation, biological process: protein phosphorylation; intracellular signal transduction; mitotic cell cycle. Bases 1 to 2028 code for a protein of 675 amino acids. Lineage: Eukaryota; Evosea; Eumycetozoa; Acytosteliales; Acytosteliaceae. The transcript has 2 exons. Gene Ontology annotation, molecular function: histone H3T3 kinase activity; ATP binding. Gene Ontology annotation, cellular component: cytoplasm; nucleus. The record is from RefSeq and is a predicted model, not a curated record.
AUGCUGACCAAGUGGUCGAUGGUGGUAACACGGUUAACAGUGGCAGCUGGCUUACUGGAGAAUAGCUAUUAUAGCAAGAUGAUUGCAACUCCAGACGGCUAUUUCUGUGUCAAGAGUGGCAAGGAUAGGAGGAUUACUUACAAUACUCCACUGAGAACCAGUCGGAACAGUGACGACGAUGGAGAUGAUGACCACGACUCUAGCUCCACCAGUGCAGAUGAGAAUGACCAAGACGAUGAUGGUGAAGAGUACCUACACCACUCAACCAUGAACCUCAAGAGUCAUCUUUCAUCACUGGUCAACAACGACAACGACGACUACAGCAACAACAACAACAAGGAGAACAGGUACUUGAUCAACAGCUCAUUGGGUACUGCACAAGGCAAGAAUGGUCAAAUCUUCUUUGUCACUGGAGCUAAGGAUAGGCAGCAGUUACCACAACAGCAGCAGCAGCAGCAGCAACACCAAAAGAAGAAGCAACAACAUCUAGAACAUCAACGAGACGAGCCAAAACUUAACAACAAAAACAACAACAGUUCAACAAACAACUUUGCAGUUAAACGCCAAUAUAUCUCAUCGCCAGGCAACAAGCAGAACCAAUGCUAUCGCGAGCUAAUCAUCUUGGAGCAUCUGGGCAAGUUGAUGAGUCAGAACAAGUCAUGCAACUUUGUCACAAUGGUUGAAUGGUACAAGACUGCACCUUAUGAUGGCACAGACAAUGUUGAUGUAGCCAAUGACCAAUUGGACAAUCAGAGACAUCGCUACUUACGAACAAAGGACACUGGCGACAAGAUACAUCUCCGGACUCAACAAUAUAUGAACUUUGUCCUUGAAUAUGCCGACCUAAAGUCACUGUACACCUAUCGCCAGACCAAUGACAUUACUCUUCGACAAUACAAGUCCAUCCUCUUCCAAGUGCUCCAUGCACUGUCCAUCGCGCAACGCGACCUGGAGUUCAUGCACAAUGACCUUCACAUUGGAAACAUCCUCUUGCAAUCUUUGCCCACUGGCAAGAAAUACAUUAUGUACCAGGACGACUUGGAAAGUUCAAACAGCAGCGAUACAGAUAGCGAACCAUCAUCAAGGUUGUACCAGACUUGGGUAGUGGACCAUUCCAUUGUCAAGAUAUCCGACUAUGGACUGAGCCGCAUCCGCAUCCCAGAAUCAAACAAGGUCAUCCACAAUCAACGCAAUGCGGACAGUAAGCACUUCUUCUACUCGAAUGACCUUCAGCAUCUAUCUUGCUCUCUGCUCAAGUUGCGCAUAUCUGAUAUCCAAGCGCCAGAGAACCUGGAGCAGAGGAAAAUUUUGAACAACCUCAGGAAGCGCAUCCAAGACUCUGUGACGCCACCAUUUGCACUACUAUCUCAUCGGUUCUUCCACUCACUUCGUAUGGUACCUUUGGACGCAACUGAGGACAACUGUAUACGUCUCUCCUCUGAUGGCAUUAUUCCAGAAUUCCCAUCGCCCAAGUCUACCGAUGGAACCACUGAUGAGAUUGAGUUGGAUGAUGUAGCCCCCCUCCAGGAGACAUUCCAAGUCACUGGCAACUCCAAGACUCCAUCCAAGCCUAGUGCCAUCACACCAUUGCGUCAAAGGGCAGGACCAAAGACUCCUCAGUUCUACCGACCACUGGCGGCAAAAAAGUACUCCUCCUUCCUUCGACGACCAAGGCAACAGGUAAUAAUUGAGCAGCACUCAGAGGAUGAGUCUGAUGAUCAAGUGGACGAUAGCAAUGAUCAAGAUGCUCAAGACGAGGAGGAUGUUGUCAAUGAUAAGGAGCUGGAUGAUGACCAAGUUUAUACAUCCAACUCAAUUGGCGAUCUCACAGACCAGUUUAGCAAACUAUCUACAGAGGUUACAGUCGAUGGUGAUCAAUCAAGUGCCAGUAACAACGUCAUUGAUGUUACUGUUGACACUUUGGAGGUAGUAGCUACCAAGAAACCAAAAAAGAAGAAGUUGACCGUCUCUGAGAAGUUGAAUAUGGAAGGUCAAUUUAUAAUCAAAAGACUAAUAAAUCCUCAUUAA